This is a messenger RNA of Tricharina praecox, 1130 nucleotides long. RefSeq lists its product as uncharacterized. The record is from RefSeq and is a predicted model, not a curated record. NCBI's taxonomy places the organism in Eukaryota, Fungi, Ascomycota, Pezizomycetes, Pezizales, Pyronemataceae. Bases 478 to 798 code for a protein of 106 amino acids. The transcript has a single exon.
CCCCGGGUUUGCGCAGGGACUAAAGGAAUCGCCUAUGAAUCUGCCACUAGUCUACUCCGUAGCACCGGGCGGCCGCAAUCCGAAGCCUGCCCUCGUCUGGUCCGCGAGGAGGAGCUAGACAAGGCAAGUGCUGGAGCCGGCGGAACGAGACUCUCGUGUUUUUCGAGGCCGGUCGGUCAGUUAUCGCCGAGCAGGUGGCGGUUAUGCACUCACUCGCGACAGGCAGUUGCCUACGAGCAGCGUGGUCGUUCCGGCGUUGACCGUGUCGUCAUGAGAUAUGCAUAUGUAUCUUCACGUCUCGGGGGGUCACGGACGGGCCAGGUGUCAGUUUUAGAAUUUUGCCGCGUGCGCAGCCGUUGAGCCGAAUGGCGAACGGCGAGGGCCAGAUCCUGUCCGUGCCUUACCGCCCCCACCACGGCCCCUAUCGUGGAAAUCCCCCAGACCCGUCGCGUCUCGUGAGGUUUUCCGAUUCCGGGAAUGUCACGAUGUCCGCUCGCGACAGCUGUUGUCGUGCGCGUUCGUCUCGUCUGUCUCGUCUUUUGUUGUUCCCCGUCCCGGUCCCCGUCCCAUUCCCCGUCUCCGUCCCCUGCCGAUCGAUCAUCCCUACUCUACAUACAUGAGUCCCUAGUCCCGCUGCGUCGGGUCGAUGUCGAAAACACAUUCACACCACACACACAGGCGCCCACCACGCACACAGGCGCCCACCACACACACACACACACAUCUAGAAAGAGAUGCGGGAUGACGGAGGCGACACUUUCUCUUUCUAUUUUGCCCCUCCCCUCUCUCCAUAUGUAGUACACACAUCAGACGGAGCUCAGCUUCCUUCCUUCUCGAACUUUGAGCACAUGAGCACAUAUCAGCGGCGACGACGAUAAUGCUAUGUAUGCGAACUGUGCGAACUAUGCGGCGCGCUCUGUACCGGCAUUCCAUGCUAAGGAAGAUGCUCGAAACUACUUGAGAGUGACAACUCAGCCACUAGGAAACGAGAGCAUGUACCGACGACUCUGGACUUCUUUUUUUGUUUCGUGGUACUAUAUUCGAUGUAUCUAGUGCUGGUGGUGGUGGUGGUGGUGGUGGUGCUGCUGGUGGUGGUGGUGGUGCUGCUGGUGGUGGUGGUGGUGGUGCUG